Messenger RNA from Ectocarpus siliculosus, 3121 nucleotides. The record is from the annotation of a GenBank genome assembly. NCBI's taxonomy places the organism in Eukaryota, Phaeophyceae, Ectocarpales, Ectocarpaceae.
AUGCCCAUUGCCAGCUGGAAAAGAGCACGACUGAGCGCGUCUCCGGCGACGGGGUUGGUGGGCAUGAAGGAAAACGAGUUGCUGAACUCGUUCUUCAGCUGCCUUGGCUUCUUUCCUCUGACCCACGAGAGCCUGGUCCGAGGUGCCAUCAUGGAAGUUGUACUCGUGCCGCCCGUCGGCGCUGAAGAUGUCGCCCCAACAAGACCAGCGGGAGCUUGGGGUAAAAGCGAGCCGCGACAGGGUACCGAUGCAGCCUCCACUUGCACGCUUUGGUGCGCGGUGGCAAUCGGGGCUCUUGUGCAGGGCCAGCCAACUGAGAGGGCCACCGAUUACCUACACCUCGCGCGGAGGUCGGUUUCGCACUGCUUCGAUAUGGUCACGGUGAAGACUGCUAGGGCCUUCAUGAUGAUGGCUUACCUCUACAACUUCCUGCGAAAUGAGCAAAUGUUUCACAGAUAUCUUCAGUUUGCAAAAGGUGUCAUGGAACGGCUCCAGGACACUACGUCGCAGACACAGGAACUCUACGACCUGCUGACGAGAGGAGACGACACGAGGAUUUACCACACGGGUGCAUUGGAGGCUAAGGAACUGGAAGCCUACUGUGUGGAUGACGACCAAGAUCUGGAGCUCCCCGACGUCAUCGGCAAGAGGGAAUUGUGCAGGUUCCUUGUCCAAGCGGACAGGCGCUUGAUCAAGGCGUACUUGAGAGAUCACAGGGCACAAAUGAAACGCCCUCUCGAGGGCCGCACUACUAAAUCCUCCUCCGGCCGGGAGGGCGAAACCCCGACCGAAGAUGGCCUAAAUGGAGGCGGUCAGAAGCAAGAAAGGCUCAACGGGAGGCCCAGAGGAGGAGACAAAUGGAGGAAUGGUGCAACACGCGGCGGAGCAGGCGACGUUUCGGAGAAGAGCAACGAGAUCGAAAGCGUCUCGCCAAUCGACACCACCAAGAUGAAUGACGAGGCAGAGCCAAGUCGACCGGGGGAGGAGACCAGGAGGUGCGUCAGGGAAGCGCAGGUGGUUUUCUCGAAGCUCAAGACGACGGCACAAAUCCCGGAGGUUGGCGUUGGGAUCGGAGGCCUCAUUUUCAACGCCAUUUCGGCUUAUCUGGACAUUGCGGCUGGUAGCACCAAGCUCGGCGCUGAGAAGAUGAAACUCUGCGCCAAGAUCUUCGUUAGGCUACACCUGUCUCACUGCCUGCUGACCGUGCUGGCUACACUCGAGGAUGCUGAGCCGUUCGAAGAGCUGCGCCAGGCGUACAACUCGGUUCGCACCGAAGACCUUGCCGAGGUGCCCGAACAGAAAGCGUGGACCAUGGUUGGCUUUUGCAACCACAUCUUUUGCAGGUCUUUCCAUGACCUGGGACAGAAAGAGACCAACACGACGGAGAUGGAACCCGAUCGCGGCACAGUUGGCGCAGAAGAUCAGCACAAGCUAACAUCACAAGAAGAAGGCGAUCGCUGGGCAUGCCCAGCCGCCACCACGGCUCCGAGUGAGUUUUGCCGAGAUCAGGCGUGGUUAGGCACCGGACCUAGCUGGGUCGAGGGCGAGCUCCCGGAGAGAGCCGGUGCCUUACCUACGGAAUUUCUUCCCUUGGACUCCGUGGCAAGUUUCCACGGCGAUCACCCAAGCAGGGAGCCAGGGGCUCACACUCCCACGUUUCUGUCGGCGGCUGGGUUCAGGGCGGCAUGUGACCACGAUGGUCACCGCACUCACGCUGGCGGGUGCUGUCCAGCGCGCGGUGCCGUGGCAAACGAUUCAGGCACCCUGGACGACCCUGGCGCUGUGGCACCGUUUCAUUCGUCGUCUGGACCUUCGUGUACCGCAGCCUACCGCGCGCUGCCUAGCGCAUGGCAGGAACAUUCUGGUCUGGGUUUCCCGUCUGGACCUUCGUGCACUGCAGCCUACCGCGCGCUGCCUAGCGCAUGGCAGGAACAUUCUGGGCUGGGUUUCCCGAUACGCAGCAGGCGGGUAGAACAACGACGGUCCACGACAUGGCUUGGCUUGUAUGGUGGGAGUGACGCUGUGAGCCACUGAGUGCACGGCAAUCAGUAUCCAUCGUUCGGGGGAGCCACGUCUCAGCCAUUCCCAACAAUGGACUCGGAGCUCGAUGUAUUGACCACAUGUUCUGCACAGAAGAGGCUCAGGCCGUCGGUGGUACCAAGAACAGCGUCAAGUGGUGGACGGCGAGCAGCUAAGGGGGUAGUCAGGUAGAUCUUGUUUUAUUCCGUCGUUUUUUGUCUCCGUUGUGGUGUUCCUACUCUGCAUGACCGUUCUCAGUGCCCAUUUAGGCUAGACGUACGCGCGGCGAAUGGAGGUCCUGGGGUGUUGGCUAGCGGAGCUACCUGACGACAUCGAAUGUCGUUGUUUGCUCUGAAGGGUGGUGCUCACUUGGUUUCAUUGUUCCUGCUGUCUUUUGCUUGGAUAAAGACGACGGCUGUUUGCCACGCGGUUGAAGCUUGGAUAAAGACGACGGCUGUUUGCCACGCGGUUGAAGCUUUGAAAAUGCAUGGGGUUGUUCGGGAGAUUGCUAUGGGAGGGGAUUCGUAGAGUUAUUGGCAAUUACGGCUAUCCCCACACCUGCCAGAGCAGAAGAUGUACGACAUCUGUUUUGGUACUGAUGUGGGAAAUGGUGCCUACACACAAUUGUCUGCGGUUGGUCAAAAAGGAAGUGCUUGAUGAAGUUGAACAUUGCGUUCUCUCUGGGAAUUUGUCGCGCCGGUUGUAAUUUUCAGAGGACACAUACGCGUAAACACCAUUUUUUCUACUUGGUACUGCUUUGUUCUCUCUCCUCAGAAGUAAAGGUAACGAGCGGCACACCGUUCGUCGUAAGGGCCGUAGAGAGUGUGCCAGGUUGGCACGCGCGUUUUUUUUUUCCAGAAAGGACUGAUUGAGAUGUGGGGGUUGCCGACACGGGCAUACGAAAAGCCAGUUGAUGUACGGAGAGCUGCACACGGUGCGAAAAAGUGAUGUGCAUAAACGAUGCCAACUGUCGUUCGUGCUUGGCCGUGCUGGCCUUCUACUACCGGAGAACGAAUUUUGUUGCCAACGAGGCUACGCGAAGAAUACAACAUGGUGAGUAGGCAGGCGGGUGUGUGCCUCUAGGAGCUCACAACCUCGGCGC